AUGAGCCAUCUCCCUCCCACUCCCCUCCCACGUCGUCUCGUCAGCCAGCGAGAUGCAAGUCGCGACGAGUCGACUGUUCAACCAGCCUGCCACCGCCUCCACCACCGCCACCUCUCAAAGGGAUUCGGCUGCGGUAGCGGCGGCACCGGCGGCGGCGGCGGUGGCGUUGAACGUUUUGCGCACGGCAGUCGGACGACAAUGUUUCGCCCCGUCGGUAGUGUCCUCCCGUCGAUCGAGACCGAAGAGAAUACGAAUUCGACUGCGACUACGGUGGUGGCGCAGCGGUUGCAGUCGAUGUCAAGCGGUGUUGUUCGCGUCGUGUCGGCCGAUACGGUUUUCGCGUAG
This is a messenger RNA of Macrosiphum euphorbiae (potato aphid), 345 nucleotides long. The record is from the annotation of a GenBank genome assembly. Lineage: Eukaryota; Metazoa; Arthropoda; Insecta; Hemiptera; Aphididae.